Molecule: messenger RNA, 855 nt
Organism: Gastrolobium bilobum
Lineage: Eukaryota; Viridiplantae; Streptophyta; Magnoliopsida; Fabales; Fabaceae
Product: glyoxylase I 4-like
Exons: 3
Coding region: 146-664 (172 amino acids)
Source: RefSeq, a predicted model, not a curated record
AACCUUCUUGUUAGAUCACUAGUUCCUUUUUUUCGUACACCUUUUUUUGUUUUUGUUUUUUUCGCUAAAGUUUUGAUCUUUGGUUUUGGGGUGAGCAUUUUCUUCUUGUUCAAGUUGGUGGGGUUGAGAUAAUUUUCUUGAGAAAAUGAAGGACACUGUGGGAAACCCUUUGCACCUCAAGUCUGUGAACCACAUCUCCCUCGUAUGCAGAUCAGCUGAAGAAUCUAUGGACUUCUACCAGAACGUUCUUGGUUUUUUCCCAAUCAGGAGGCCCGGUUCUUUUGAUUUUGAUGGGGCAUGGCUAUUUGGCUACGGUAUUGGAAUUCAUUUGCUAGAAGCAGAAGAUCCUGAGAAUUUGCCAAGGAAGAAAGAAAUUAAUCCAAAGGAUAAUCAUAUAUCUUUCCAGUGUGAGAGCAUGGGGGCAGUGGAGAAGAAGCUGAAGGAGAUGGAGAUAGAUUAUGUAAGAGCAACGGUAGAAGAAGGUGGAAUACAGGUAGAUCAGCUAUUUUUUCAUGACCCAGAUGGGUUCAUGAUUGAGAUAUGCAAUUGUGAUAGCCUUCCUGUCAUACCCUUAGUGGGUGAGGUGGCAAGAUCAUGCUCGCGUGUGAACCUUCAGAUGAUGCAAAAUCAGCAGCAGAUACACAAUAUGGUCCAGCAAUUGUGAGGUGGAACUGCAGCAACAAGAGUUGUUAACUAUGCCACGAGGAAAACUCUCUCUUUAUUUUUAUGUUGUCUAGUUGUUAAUGUAUCAUUCUGUUUCUUAUGUUUUGUUUCCUUUUGUAACAAUAAACAAUUCACCAAUUGUUCCUAAUCAAAAACUGAGUGGUCCUUUUGCUACUGUUUGGUUGUUUUCAA